CCGAUUUUUUCGAAUGAAUAUUCUUAACUAUACUUUUAUAUAGUUAACGAUUAACAUAGAUUGACAGAUGACAGAUAGUCAGCAGACGAAAAUCGAAUAUGAAGUAUCAGAUAUAAAUAAUUGUGACAUAAACUCUAAGCACAAAUAAAUAAAAUACUUAUAAACAACAUAUGUGUAAAAAAACAUAAACAAAUAAAUAAAUGAAAAUAUUAAAUGGCAAAAUAAACAUGUAUAUAUGUGUUAUACAAUAAUACGUUAUACAAUAACCUCCUAGUGUAAUAAAUUUUGUGCUAUAGAUAAAACAUUUCAUAGAAUUGAAAAUAUCUUUAACAAAAUAAAGUAUUGAUUAUAUUGACACAACGACGAUAUGUUAUAAUAAGAUAUAAAUAACAAUAAAAAUACUAUCAAGCAUUUCAUAAAAAUUGCAAAAACAUUUUCGUGGCUCGACAUUCCAUCACAACUUGUGAAGCUCAUUGUAAGCUCAAUAAUUUAUGAAGAUGAUUAAGGAAUAUUAAAUAUCAUGAAAUAUAUUAAAUAUAUUUUGAUUUGGCUGAAAUAAUUUUGUAAUACAGACACUUAUAGUCUCUUGUUUUUGAUAAAUUACAAGAAACCUCAAAAUGGGAUCCGAACAAAGCUCUCAAAGUGGUAACCAAGGUACUAAUAGUGGAAGAGCGAGAACUAGUCAGCUUAGACGAGGCAAAAGUGUUCCAAAUCGCGAAAGAAUGCCAGAAGAUACCCCACCAAGAUGCAUCAGUCCUGGCGCCAGUAUUUGUUCUGAUUCUGAUCUCCCAUAUAUUUCUUAUACAGUGAAUCGACCUAUCGGAGAUUCGCCAAAGAUGACUAACAAGCAGUCACAGCUUUACAGAGGAAAGAGUAUUGGAGCUGGAGAGAUUUCGAGGCGAAAAAAUAGUUUGAGCACCAUAAAUCACAGACACACAAAGACUAAUACAUCGGAUAAUAAGAUUCAUAAUAUUGUGGUGGUGAAGCCAGCUCAAGCAGAUCCUACAGCAGACAAGGAUCCUGAUUUAGUGAAAUUGCAGAGUAUUCCGAUGUUUCUGCCAAUUAUGCGCGGCACGUUGAACCUACCGCCGGGUGUGCGCGAUCCCGAAGUCCUGGAGAGACUUGAUCCCGUUGGCCUAUUCAACCUUUGCGCGCGUUAUCAACAUCAUCUUAAUACGAACGCGCAGACAACAGCCGCGGAACAAGUCACUCUGUGCACUAAUAUAGAAGCGGAAUUCGUUAAGACGUUGAAUUUUGCUGUUGAUCGGCAGAAGAAGUUUGCUAGAUUCGCCGAACAGCUGAACAAGAUACACGAACUCAGCCGCCAACUCACCAGAUGCCACUCGCUUCUUAAUCAAACUCUCGAGAGCCUAGAGACACUCAACAAUCUGUUACCGAUAGAAGAGAGACUUGAACCUUUUGUCUGGACCACGGGUUAAAUUGGAUCCAAAUGUUGCAAUUGAAAAUCAUUAUCGCUUACAUUUUUCUAGCAAAGAAGACCCCAUUGUAAUUCUCUAAGUUGAAAAAAUUACAAGUUAUAUUAUAAGAAUUUUGACAUCCGAUCUCUACAUGCAAUGGAUAGAAAAAUAACAAAACUAAAUUAAGAAAAAGAAAACAAAUAUAAAUUCUUUAUUGAAACACAA
This is a messenger RNA of Formica exsecta, 1643 nucleotides long. RefSeq names its product BLOC-1-related complex subunit 5 (gene BORCS5). Gene Ontology annotation, cellular component: cytoplasmic side of lysosomal membrane; synaptic vesicle membrane; BORC complex. The transcript has 3 exons. The record is from RefSeq and is a predicted model, not a curated record. NCBI's taxonomy places the organism in Eukaryota, Metazoa, Arthropoda, Insecta, Hymenoptera, Formicidae. The coding region runs from base 618 to 1439 and encodes 273 amino acids. Gene Ontology annotation, biological process: lysosome localization; organelle transport along microtubule; positive regulation of anterograde synaptic vesicle transport.